AUGGCAUUCAAAUUCUUAGCUUUCUGCGCCCUUAUCGCAGCCGCUCGUGCUGGAGUCAUCCAACAAGCUUAUGCAGCCCCAGCUGUUUACGCACACGCCCAGCCCGCCCUUGUUGCUCAACCAGCUUUAGUUAAAUCGUAUGCUGCUCCAUUGGCCGUCGCUGCUCCCGUUGCCAAACUUGCUGUCGAUGAAUACGAUCCACACCCACAAUACACCUUCUCGUAUGGCGUUAAGGACAGUUUGACCGGUGACGCCAAAUCCCAACACGAAACUCGCAACGGAGAUGUUGUCCAAGGAUCUUACUCACUCAUCGAAGCUGACGGAACCAAACGCGUUGUUGAUUACACUGCUGAUCCCAUCAACGGAUUCAACGCCGUUGUCCGCAAAGAAGGAAUCCCAAUUGUCCAAAAAGCCGUUGUCGCUGCCCCAGUUGUCCAAAAGACUUUGAUCGCUCAACCCGCACUCGUCAAGUCUUAUGCUCAACCAGCUCUUGUUGCCCAUGCUGCCCCAGCGGUUUAUGCCCAUCAACCAGCUGUCUAUGCUCACGCUCAACCAGCUCUCCUUAAAUCGUACGCCGCUGCCCCAGCGUUGGCUUACCAUCAUUAA
Culicoides brevitarsis is the source of this 606-nucleotide messenger RNA. Its product is annotated as larval cuticle protein A2B-like. Lineage: Eukaryota; Metazoa; Arthropoda; Insecta; Diptera; Ceratopogonidae. Bases 1 to 606 code for a protein of 201 amino acids. The record is from RefSeq and is a predicted model, not a curated record. Gene Ontology annotation, cellular component: extracellular matrix. The transcript is spliced from 2 exons.